Molecule: messenger RNA, 658 nt
Organism: Ananas comosus (pineapple)
Lineage: Eukaryota; Viridiplantae; Streptophyta; Magnoliopsida; Poales; Bromeliaceae
Exons: 1
Coding region: 31-552 (173 amino acids)
Source: RefSeq, a predicted model, not a curated record
CGUAGCCACAUACGGUACGCCAACAUAUCAAUGCCCACAAGAAAUAGGAGGCCCAUACUGGAGAGGGCGCUGGCCCUCCUCGCCCUCUCCCUCACCCCCAUGGCCAAAGCCAAGAAGCCCAUCGCCCGCAGGCUCCUCCUCUUCAAUAAGACCAAGCGCUUCAAGCUCUUACGCCACUACAACUACGCGUACAUCGGCGAAUACGAGUUCUCGCCCUCGAACACCCCCUUGUUCCACCACUACCACCGUGAUUCUUCGGCUCUCGUAAAGAAGAAGAAACGAAGACACACCCGAAUACUGUCCCUUCUUUGCGGCGGCGGCGGCGGCGGCAGGGGGGAUACGGCGGCUUCUGCGGAGGCGGAGGCAUUGCAUGAUGACGCCGGAAGGGAUACACUACUGUUCGAUGAAGUGCUGUCGGAGUGGGGAGAGGAGGAUGAUUUUUCGGUCGACGGGCGGGCGGAGAGGUUCAUAGAGAAGUUUUAUGAAGAGAAGAGGAUUGAGAGGCAAGAAUCUUUGCUGCAGUAUAAAGAGAUGCUUCAGAAGAUUUGCUGAUCAUAGUUUUGUGUUCUGCUUUGCAUUGUUAAUUAGCCUAUGCAUGAUGUGUUUUUGUUAUCAUGUUCUUCCAGUUUUAUGCAUAAGAAGAUGCAGUGUUUAAUUC